GGUGAUCUACUAAUUUGAGUAGUUGUUUGUCUGUGUCCACGUUUCUCUCUCUAUAUAUAUUGGAUUUUUUCUUUUUUUCUCGGAAAAUUAUAGUUUUUAUCUGGUGAUUGGGCUUAAUACAAACCACCAAACGGCUAUACAAGCCAGGGAGCGAGAGAGAGGGAAAGAGGGAAGGAGAGGGAUCGUGGGAUUUACAGUUACCGGAUUUUUCUAUUAGGAAUUUGAGGGUGCUGGUUGAAGAGGGGAGAAAAGGUGUUUGAUCUGGGUUUUGAGGAUCUCUCUCAAUUUUGCUUUGAGAGAGAGAGAGAGAGAGAGAGAGAGAGAGAGGUUUAAACAGAGAAUUUGAUUGAGCAUUUGUGUUUUUUUUGGUCAAUUUGUAGAGUGGUAUUACAACUUGAUCAUAGAAAUUUGGUGGUGGUAAUCAUGUCUGAUGGGUAUUACAGUUCGAAGAAGACUGAUGAUAAAUGCGAAGACGUUUGUGGCCAGCAGGCCUCCCGUGCAGCUUUGACCAUGUCAAGAGUGAAGUGUAUUUUGAAAGGACUGGAUUUGAAGACCUAUAUAUUCUUGUUUGCAGUUGUUCCUUUAGGAAUUUUUGGAUUGUGUUUGCAUGGCCAGAAGAUCUCCUAUUUCUUGAGACCAUUAUGGGAAUCUCCUCCAAAGCCCUUCCGGAUAAUUCCUCACUACUAUCAUGAGAAUGUUUCAAUGGAGACGCUUUGCAAGCUUCAUGGGUGGGGGAUUCGUGAAUCACCAAGACGAGUUUAUGAUGCAGUUCUAUUCAGUAAUGAAGUAGAUAUUCUUACAAUUCGAUGGAUGGAACUGUAUCCUUACAUAACCCAGUUUGUACUUCUUGAAUCAAACUCAACAUUUACUGGCCUACCCAAAUCAUUGCUCUUUGCUCGUAAUCGUGAUAAGUUUAAAUUUGUAGAGUCCCGUCUGACUUAUGGAACAAUUGGGGGGAGAUUUAGGAAAGGGGAAAACCCCUUUGUGGAAGAGGCAUAUCAGCGAGUAGCCCUGGACCAGCUUAUUAGAAUAGCAGGUAUAGAAGAUGAUGACUUGUUGAUAAUGUCUGAUGUUGAUGAGAUCCCUAGUGCCCACACAAUUAAUCUCUUGAGGUGGUGUGAUGACAUCCCGCCUAUCCUUCAUCUUCAGCUGAGAAAUUACUUGUACUCUUUUGAGUAUUAUGUAGAUAGCAAGAGCUGGCGAGCUUCAGUUCACAGCUACCGGACAGGGAAAACUAGAUAUGCGCAUUAUCGACAGGCAGAUGUCCUCUUGUCAGAUGCUGGUUGGCACUGCAGCUUUUGUUUCCGCUACAUUAGUGACUUCAUAUUUAAGAUGAAAGCUUACAGCCAUUAUGAUCGGGUGAGAUUCUCUCAUUACUUGAACCCUAAAAGAGUUCAGGAAGUGAUUUGUAAAGGCACUGACCUAUUUGACAUGCUUCCUGAGGAAUACACAUUUAAGGAGAUCAUAGGGAAAAUGGGUCCUAUUCCUCGAUCUUACUCGGCAGUUCACCUUCCUUCGUAUUUAUUGAAUAAUGCUGAUAAGUACAAAUAUCUCUUGCCUGGUAACUGCCAGCGAGAACGUGGCUGAACUGCUGAAAUUUCUCACGAAAUGAGGCAUGUUUUGUAAAUGUUGGAGGUGCAUAUUGUUCUUCUUUGCACCAAAAAGGGCUGUAUUAGACACAAUCAAUGGUGAUGGUGUGAUAAUGGUGCAGCUAUGCCUUGUAUCCAACAAAUCCAUGUCAUUCUUUAGGGUGAUGUAGGGAUGAGCCUGAUGUGUUCUUGGAGUAAGAGUGGACACACUGUGUAUUCCUUUCUGUGGUCAUGGAUUUCUUCCGUUUUGGAGGCAGGUCCAAUUUUUCCAGGGGAUAUCUUGUUGUGAACGAGGACUAGCUUUUAUGGCUUUGGUUGACAUGCAUGCCACCUUUUGCCGGUAUGGCAGAUUAAUUUUCUCUGUAACCGGAAUUCAUAAUAGCACCUGUAGUGGUAACAGCUUUAUGAUUUUCAAUAAAUAUUAGGGUCGAUUCAUCCGUCAA
Hevea brasiliensis (rubber tree) is the source of this 2032-nucleotide messenger RNA. RefSeq lists its product as uncharacterized. Lineage: Eukaryota; Viridiplantae; Streptophyta; Magnoliopsida; Malpighiales; Euphorbiaceae. Bases 424 to 1587 code for a protein of 387 amino acids. The transcript has 2 exons. The record is from RefSeq and is a predicted model, not a curated record. Gene Ontology annotation, biological process: protein N-linked glycosylation; N-acetylglucosamine metabolic process. Gene Ontology annotation, molecular function: beta-1,4-mannosylglycoprotein 4-beta-N-acetylglucosaminyltransferase activity. Gene Ontology annotation, cellular component: membrane.